This is a messenger RNA of Rhincodon typus (whale shark), 2169 nucleotides long. RefSeq names its product solute carrier family 10 member 2 (gene slc10a2). The coding region runs from base 139 to 1335 and encodes 398 amino acids. The transcript has 7 exons. Gene Ontology annotation, molecular function: bile acid:sodium symporter activity. The record is from RefSeq and is a predicted model, not a curated record. Gene Ontology annotation, cellular component: apical plasma membrane. Lineage: Eukaryota; Metazoa; Chordata; Chondrichthyes; Orectolobiformes; Rhincodontidae. Gene Ontology annotation, biological process: bile acid and bile salt transport.
UUGCCAAUUUUUGAUCACCAACAAAACAAAAAGCAGAUAUUGAGCGGAUCAUCUCCAGGCUCCUUACAUAUUGUUGCUUUUGACAGGAACGACUGUUCAAAGGGUUGUGGACCUGAAAAGACUGGAGAAGCCCUGGCUAUGGAGACAGUGAAAAACUUUACAAUGAUUGAUUUGUUCUGUCCUGAACAUGCCACCAACUGCAAUGACACAUCCUGUCUGUUGCCUAUUGACGAUUUUAACGAGUCUAUGAGCCUUAUUUUAAGUACUGUGCUGACAAUCCUGUUGGCAUUGGUGAUGUUUUCCAUGGGUUGUAAUGUUGAAGCCAAAAAGCUUUGGGGCCAUAUUAAGAAGCCAUGGGGAAUAUGCGUGGGCUUUCUUUGUCAGUUCGGCAUUAUGCCCCUCACUGCCUUUCUGUUGUCAACAGCCUUUCAAAUACAUCCUGUCCAAGCGGUAGCAGUAUUAAUAAUGGGAUGUUGUCCAGGUGGAACAGGUUCAAACAUUAUGACUUACUGGAUGGAUGGAGACAUGGAUCUUAGCAUAAGUAUGACAACGUGCUCAACAGUACUGGGGAUGGGAAUGAUGCCUCUUUGCCUUUUUAUUUACACUAAAACCUGGGUGGACACAGAUUUCAUCCGGAUCCCUUACGACAGCAUAGGUAUUACUCUUAUAAGCCUUCUAAUUCCUGUUGCUGCUGGGAUUUAUAUGAACUAUAGGUGGCCACAAAAGGCCAAGCUCAUAUUGAAGAUUGGUUCUAUCGCUGGAGCAUUUCUCAUAAUUGCUACAGCUGUGACUGGAGGUCUGCUGUACAAAGGUUCCUGGGCAACAUCACCCUCCCUGUGGAUCAUUGGAACAAUCUAUCCAGCUAUUGGAUAUGCACUCGGAUUUAUUUUGGCUCGUAUUGCUGGCCAGCCUUGGUUCAGAUGUCGUACCGUAGCUUUAGAGACUGGCGCACAGAAUACUCAACUCUGCACAACCAUUGUUCAGCUCUCCUUUUCACCUGACCAGCUUGCGCUCAUGUUCACAUUUCCACUGAUCUACAGUGUUUUUCAACUAGCAUUUGCAGCUAUAAUGAUUGGAUUUUAUCAACUGUACAAACGACAUGCCAAGAGCACCACAGAUGAUUCUUCAGAGUGCGUAAAUGAUGAGGAGAAAGCUAACACAGCUAACGCUUUUACAAAUGGAGGAUUUCACACAGAUGAGAAAUUACCAGAUGAUGUUUUAUCAAAUGACACCCCCCAUUUGAAAGAGAAAUGCCAAAAUGGCAUUUUGAAAGGAGGGCUCUCAACAGAAGAGAAGCUAUCAAAUGAUGUCUUGGACACAAGUACCAACCUAUGAAGAUUUUGAUCAUCGUUGAUCAUGUUCUUGUUGUCGAGGCCAUUUGGGAUUUACCUUUAUCAAUGUUAAUGGCAGUGUUUUAUUUUCGAAAGAACUUAAAACUAAACCUGAACACACUAAUCAUGGAUUAUUCAUACCAUGUCCUCUUCUAUGCAAGUUCCCUUUCCAAUAUUGCAUCCAAGAGGGAAAAAUAGAGCUGGAAUUACCCCCCACUGCCCUUCCCUACCUCCACCACCAAAAGCAGUAGUUCUCAAACUGUGGUGUGACCCAAACAAUUGUAUGCAGCAAAAGGGUCCCAAUUCCUAAACUAUUGCCAUUCCCGAUCAGUCAUGUCUGACCACUUCCAUUAUUUUCAGUGCAUUAGUAUAACAGCAUAAAAGACAGAAAGAAGUCAGUCAAUCAAGUAAAAAUGAGAGUGAGCUUGAAACAGAAAGGAAAGCAGAUGAUAGGGAAAAGAUAAGUGAAGAAUAGUGGCUGCCAUCUUUACAGAUAUCAGUAUCCUGAAAAUGUGUGUGUGUGUUUUAAGACACUAGAAAUGAUUCUGCAGGACACUGCCAAAAACAUGUUCGAGAAUCAUUCAUUAAAGUUAUGAAGACGAAUGCAGUUCCAUUGGCAAUACUUUACCAGAUAGCAGCAGAUGUUUGUAACUGCCUGCUACCUUUUAUAUGUAUUUUCAAAAAUUAUGCACAGAUAUGAAAAGUUAUAACUUACCAAAUUUUUGCACAUUUAUUAUUAUGAAAACAAUGCCCUAUAAUGCCAUUACAUGAUCAUUUCUUGCACUGUAAUUUCUGCAUGUUGGACCAAAUGAUGGAGAAAGGAAAUAAAAAAGUGCUU